Messenger RNA from Misgurnus anguillicaudatus (oriental weatherfish), 1322 nucleotides. RefSeq names its product N-acyl-aromatic-L-amino acid amidohydrolase (carboxylate-forming) B. Gene Ontology annotation, molecular function: aminoacylase activity; hydrolase activity, acting on ester bonds. Lineage: Eukaryota; Metazoa; Chordata; Actinopteri; Cypriniformes; Cobitidae. Gene Ontology annotation, cellular component: cytosol. The record is from RefSeq and is a predicted model, not a curated record.
CACGCCCUCAAUCAUAGCGCACGUAUGAGUCAGCAAAUGCUUCAUGGGACGGCUUCAUGGCUGGUGGAAGUAAGAUUUGUUACAUCAGCACGUGUGAAAGAUGAUCUAGUGGUGAUGCAUAGAGGAGAGAGACAGUUAUCAUUGGACAAGAGGUCUUGUGCAACUUUGCUCACAAACAGGAUUAGAUGUAAAGCGACUUGCGGGAGCAGUGCAACAACUUUACGUCUGCCCUGAACACAAAGAUGGCGUCUACUUUUUUGCCUGCGUUGGGGCGUAUUGCUGUGUGUGGUGGUACCCACGGAAAUGAGCUUUCGGGGGUGUACCUGGUGCGAGAGAUGGAACGAAAGAGGAAACAGAAGGGGGACAGUCUGUGGCCCGUUCCUGUCACAACAGUAGAAGCAAACCCACGGGCCGUGAAAGAGUGCAGGAGAUACAUCGAGACAGACAUGAACCGCUGCUUCAGCAGCGCAGUAUUGAGCUCCGCUAUUACGGACAACACCCCGUACGAGGUCCGGCGGGCUCACGAACUGAACGCUCUUUUGGGGCCGAAAGAUUCUGCAGAUGCCAUUGACCUAAUCUGUGACCUCCAUAACACCACUUCAAACAUGGGUCUGACCCUCAUCCUUUACACAAAAGAUUGGAUGGCCUUGCACAUCUGCAAACACUUACAGACAAAGAUAACCAGAGUGCCUGUGAGAGUUGUGAUGCUGGAUGUUCCCAUUAGUGCUGCAUAUUCGUUGGAAUCUGUGUCCAAACGUGGCUUUACGAUAGAGGCCGGGCCGCAGCCGCACGGGGUCAUCAGGGCCGACAUUUAUGAGGCAAUGAAAGAGGGCGUUGAUGUCACAAUGGACUGGAUCAAAAAAUUUAACUCUGGUACAGUAUUUGAAGGCGGGGAUGUUGAAGUCUUCACCCUUCAUAAAAGCAUUGAUUAUCCCAGAGAUCCUGAGACACGGGAGCUUACCGCAGCCAUUCACCCUCAGUUGCAGGACAGAGACUUCAGUCUCCUAAAGAAAGGUGACCCCGUGUUUUUGUCUUUUUCUGGAGAGACUGUGAAAUAUGAGGAAGAAGAAACGCUUCACCCUUUCUUUAUUAACGAAUGUGCUUACUACGAAAAAGGAAUCGCCUUUCAUUUGGCAAGAAAGACGUUGAUUUCGAUUCCAACUGUGCAAGUACAGAAAGACUGAACGAAAUCUACAAGACUGUAAUCAAAGUCUAUGCAAAUCAAAGCAAAAUGAUGUUUCCAGUGAUUUCUGAAGAAAUCAGAUGAUGUAAAUAUUAUUAAAAAAAUUGCAUAACAUUUUAAAAUAAAUAUUUUUAAAUUA